CUGGAGUUCUUAACUCAUAAUUUGACACUUUAUUUUUAUUUUUUUACACUUUUCGGUUAAGAAACAAGUCUUAUAUCUUUUAUAUUUAAGAAACGGUUCUUAGUUUUUUUUACUUAAAAGCUAAGAAACAGUUUUUAAGAAUCUGGGUUAAUCAUGGUCUUAGUUACCGAAGAUUUUGUAUUUUUUGUGCCAAUAGGACCGAAGGAAAUCUCACCUUAUCCACAUUACAACCACAAUCCCUUAUUUACAUGCACGUCCACGUCAUCAUCAUCAUCAUCCACUUUGAUCUCCAAUACUAAAAUCUAAAUCUCUUCCUUCUUCACCACCCAACCAAUCAAAGACCUGACUACUCUUGAAUUUUCUGAACAGGCAAAAGAGAAACAACAGGGUAUGUUAAUGGCGGCCAUGAACUCGAGUGUUCUCACAUGCAGCUACGCUAUCUCUGGUGCUAGCUCAGCAGAGCUGAACCAGAAAGUGGGGUUGGUGAAUUCAUCAGUUGGUUUUGGUCAGAAGAAACAAACGCUUCCGGUGAUCAAAGCAGCUCAAAGAGUUGGUGGUGAUGAUGUUAAUGGACGAAGAUCCGCAAUGGUUGUCUUAGCCGCUACACUCUUCUCCUCUGCUGCUGUUUCUGCUUCUGCUAAUGCUGGCGUCUUCGAUGAAUACCUCGAGAAGAGCAAAGCCAACAAAGAGCUUAAUGAUAAGAAGAGAUUGGCAACAAGUGGAGCAAACUUUGCGAGAGCGUUUACUGUCCAAUUCGGAAGCUGCAAGUUCCCUGAGAAUUUCACUGGUUGCCAAGAUCUUGCCAAGCAAAAGAAAGUCCCAUUUAUCUCAGAAGACUUGGCGUUGGAAUGCGAAGGCAAAGACAAGUUCAAGUGUGGUUCCAAUGUUUUCUGGAAAUGGUGAACAUGUUUCUUUUUUUUUUUCUGUCCAUUCUUGUAUAAACUCAACAAUGUAUCUAUCACCCAUCUCUCUCACUGUCUUGAUUCAUCAAAGUUCUCAUAUCCAUUUGAAUCUAUCAAGUUAACCUCUA
This is a messenger RNA of Brassica napus (rape), 1030 nucleotides long. RefSeq names its product photosystem I reaction center subunit N, chloroplastic. NCBI's taxonomy places the organism in Eukaryota, Viridiplantae, Streptophyta, Magnoliopsida, Brassicales, Brassicaceae. Gene Ontology annotation, biological process: photosynthesis. The record is from RefSeq and is a predicted model, not a curated record. The coding region runs from base 391 to 903 and encodes 170 amino acids. The transcript is spliced from 3 exons. Gene Ontology annotation, cellular component: chloroplast photosystem I.